AUCUCCAUGUGGGUGUGGGUGUGGCGCUCCUCCUCCUCCUCCUCCACCCCGGUCCACUCCCCCUCCCCUCUCCUCUUUAAAGCGCCGCCGCUUCUUCUUGGCAGCGGGGUAGAUAGAUUAGCUCCCGAUUCGGACAAAGAUCGCUCGCUGCUCGCUCUCGCCCCGCAUUCCAUCAAUGCGCCCGCUGAUGACGAUGAUGAUGGAUUGGCCGGCUGCUUAGGCAGCUUGGGAUGGUUUCGGGGCUCCGUUUUCUGCUGCUGCUGCUUCUUGCUCUGACGACGACGACCACAAACCGUGGCCUUGCCGAUUCGAUGUCACGGGCGCCGCCCGGAUGUCGCUGCCGGUCGCCGAGGUAGCUGGCAUCGCCGCCGCCUGCGUCGCCCUGCUCGCCGCCGUGGCCGCGCUGUGGUGCGCCGCGCGGCGCAUGGCCCGCCGCCGGGGCCGCAACUCCGACGAGACCGGCUCCUCCGAUCCUUCCACCCUGGUGGAGUGGGGCAAGGGAGGCAGGAGCUCGUCGGCGCCGGAGCACCAGGGAGCGAGGCAAUUCUCGUUGGACGAGCUGGCUCAGGCGACCAAGAGCUUCAGUGAGGCCAACCUGGUUGGCCUGGGCAGCUUCGGGCUGGUGUACAAGGGCCUCCUCCUUGACGGCUCCGUCGUCGCGAUCAAGAAGCGCAUUGGGGCGCCGAGGCAGGAAUUCGCUGAAGAGGUUAGGAAGCUUUCAGAGAUUAAUCACCGGAACAUUGUUACUCUCAUUGGUUAUUGCCAAGAAGGGGGUCUACAAAUGCUAGUGUAUGAGUACUUGCCCAAUGGCAGUGUCUCUCGCCAUCUCUAUGAUACCGGGAAAAGCUCCAUGACAAGGCUUGAGUUCAAACAAAGGCUCUCAAUAGCCAUUGGAGCAGCUAAAGGUCUCAAUCAUCUGCAUACUCUUGUGCCUCCUUUGAUUCACAAGGAUUUCAAGACAAGCAAUGUGUUGGUUGAUGAAAAUUUCAUUGCAAAGGUGGCUGAUGCUGGACUUGUUAGGUUACUUAGAGGAUACGAAGACGUCAGCCCAUCUCAUGGGUUCAGUAGUAGUGUGUACCAAGAUCCUGAGGUACAAUCGGUGCUACAGUUUUCUGAAAGCAGCGAUGUGUACAGCUUUGGAGUUUUCCUUUUGGAGUUGAUCACUGGAAGGGAAGCUGCUUGCCUGAUAUCUCCAGAUUCCAGAGAAUCUCUGGCCCAGUGGAUUGAAGGACAUUUCAGUUCAAACGAACUAAUUGACCCAAGGUUAGGUGCCAAUUUCACCUCAGAAGGUAUGAAAGAGUUUGUUGGCCUCACCUUUCAGUGCCUGACUCCAUCUUCAAGAAGAAGGCCAAAGAUGAGGUUAGUCGCGACAGAACUAGACAGAAUUCUUGAGACAGAGAUGUCUCUGACAACGAUUAUGGGUGAUGGAACCGCCAUCAUCACCCUUGGGAGCACAUUGUUUAAGUAGCGAAGAUGAAAAUUGAUUGCAUGUCUGCUAUUUGAUGACAUGAUGAUUGUCUGUAGAGUCUAACAGCUGUUGUUUCUUAGAAGUUGUACAGGCUCUGCAUUGUUGUGAUAUGCCAUGUAUGAUUUUUUUUAGGCUUAUCAUGGUUGGUAUAAUUUGGUAGGGAAAGGUGAGAAGAAACAGAGCUGUAUGUAUCUUUCUUUUUCUUCCUCCUUUUGUUGGUUGAGAGAAUUGUAUGUAAUUUCAGAUUGUUCAGUGCCCUUUUAUGUUUUAAUCUUUGAAAGGGCUAUUGAUUGAGUUCUUUGCUAAUUCAGUGUCAUAUUAAAUGAUUAA
Oryza sativa Japonica Group (Japanese rice) is the source of this 1798-nucleotide messenger RNA. Its product is annotated as probable receptor-like protein kinase At2g39360. Gene Ontology annotation, molecular function: protein kinase activity; ATP binding. The record is from RefSeq and is a predicted model, not a curated record. NCBI's taxonomy places the organism in Eukaryota, Viridiplantae, Streptophyta, Magnoliopsida, Poales, Poaceae. Gene Ontology annotation, biological process: protein phosphorylation.